Salvelinus sp. IW2-2015 is the source of this 4024-nucleotide messenger RNA. Its product is annotated as ephrin type-B receptor 2-like. Lineage: Eukaryota; Metazoa; Chordata; Actinopteri; Salmoniformes; Salmonidae. The record is from RefSeq and is a predicted model, not a curated record. Gene Ontology annotation, cellular component: dendrite; plasma membrane. Gene Ontology annotation, biological process: axon guidance; ephrin receptor signaling pathway; protein phosphorylation. Gene Ontology annotation, molecular function: transmembrane-ephrin receptor activity; protein binding; ATP binding.
UGUGGUUUUGUGCUUCUGUAGAUGAAUUCGCUGUCAAUGGCCCGCUGGUGGACCUGUUUUCUAUGAAUGCCUUGGCUUCUUACAGCCAAAAUGCCAAGUAUUUCAGUUGUUAUGGAUAUCUUAUAUUUUGUAUGGAUAUUUCCAAUGGUAGGGGCUGUCGAAGAAAUACUAAUGGACUCUACGACGGCAACAGCAGAGCUGGGAUGGACUAUCUACCCAGCAUUGGGGUGGGAGGAGGUGAGUGGAUACGACGAGAACAUGAACACCAUCCGCACUUACCAGGUGUGCAAUGUCUUUGACAACAACCAGAACAACUGGGUACGCACCAAGUACAUCAGCCGGCGAGGGGCCCAGCGCAUCCACGUGGAGAUGAAGUUCUCGGUGCGGGAUUGCAGCUCCAUCCCCAGCGUCCCCGGCUCCUGUAAGGAGACCUUUAACCUUUACUACUAUGAGACGGACUCAGACACGGCCAAUAAGGUGUCCCCGGCCUGGAUGGAAAACCCCUGGAUCAAGGUCGACACCAUCGCAGCCGACGAGAGCUUCUCCCAGGUGGAUCUGGGCGUCCGGGUGAUGAAAAUCAACACGGAGGUACGAAGCUUCGGCCCUGUGUCACGCCAAGGCUUCUAUCUGGCCUUCCAGGACUAUGGUGGCUGCAUGUCGCUCAUCGCCGUGCGCAUCUUCUACAGGAAGUGCCCCCGCGUGGUCCUGAACGGCGCCGUGUUCCCCGAGACCCUGUCAGGGGCGGAGAGCACCUCCCUGGUGGCAGCGCGGGGCGUGUGUGUGCCCAACGGGGAGGAGGUGGACGUGCCCAUCAAGCUCUACUGUAAUGGGGACGGGGAGUGGAUGGUGCCCAUCGGGCGCUGCAUGUGCAAGGCUGGGCACGAGGUGGUGGAGAACGGCACCGUGUGUCGAGCGUGUGGCUCAGGGUUCUUUAAGUCUUCCCAGGGGGACCACCUGUGUCUCCAGUGUCCCAUCAACAGUCGCACCACCAACGAGGGGGCCACCAACUGUGUGUGCCGCAACGGGUACUACCGCAGUGACUCGGAUCCCCCGCAGAUACCCUGCACCACCAUCCCCUCCGCGCCCCAGAACGUAAUCUCGAUCGUGAACGAGACGUCCCUGAGGUUGGAGUGGAGCGCGCCGCGCGAUGGCGGGGGCCGCAAGGACGUGGUCUACAACAUCAUCUGUAAGAGCUGUGGAGGGGGCCGGGGAGGCUGUACACGCUGCGGGGACAACGUCCAGUUCAUCCCUCGCCAACUGGGCCUGACGGAGACCAGCGUCCACAUCAGUGACCUGCUGGCCCACACGCAGUACACCUUUGAGAUCCAGGCGGUCAACGGGGUCUCCGACCAGAGCCCCUACUCACCACACUACUCCUCAGUCAACAUCACCACCAACCAGGCCGCACCAUCGGCMGUGUCGAUUAUGCACCAGGUGAGCCGGACACCUGACAGCAUCACUCUCUCCUGGUCCCAACCGGACCAGCCCAACGGCCUCAUACUGGACUAUGAGCUGCAGUACUAUGAUAAGAGCAUGGCAGAGUGGAACUCAUCGGUGGUGCGCAGUCAGACCAACACAGCAGUCAUCCGUGGCCUGAAGCCCGGAGCUAUAUACGUCUUCCAGGUACGGGCUCGAACCGUGGCCGGAUUCGGACGAUUCAGCGGAAAGAUGUACUUUCAGACCAUGACCGAAGAGGAGUACAAGUCCAGCUUUCAGGAGAAGCUCCCCCUCAUCAUUGGCUCAGCUGCUGCAGGUGUGGUCUUCAUCAUCGCUGUCGUCGUAUUGGUCAUCGUCUGCAAUCGAAGAAGCUCUGAGAGAACAGAAUCUGAAUACACAGACAAGGUCCAGCACUACACCAGUGGCCACAUGUCUCCAGGAAUGAAGAUCUAUAUUGACCCCUUCACCUAUGAGGACCCMAACGAGGCAGUGAGGGAGUUUGCCAAAGAGAUUGACACCUCCUGUGUCAAGAUCGAGCAAGUCAUUGGCGCAGGAGAGUUUGGGGAGGUGUGCAGCGGGAACCUGCGUCUCCCUGGGAAGAGAGAGAUCCUGGUGGCYAUCAAGACACUGAAGGCGGGCUACACAGAGCGCCAGAGGCGGGACUUCCUGUCUGAGGCAUCCAUCAUGGGUCAGUUUGACCACCCCAACAUCAUCCACCUGGAGGGCGUGGUUACCAAGAGCGCCCCCGUCAUGAUCAUCACUGAGUUCAUGGAGAACGGAUCGCUGGACUCCUUCCUCAGGCAAAAUGACGGGCAGUUCACGGUGAUCCAGCUGGUGGGCAUGCUACGUGGCAUUGCGGCGGGCAUGAAAUACCUAAAUGACAUGAACUACGUGCACCGGGACCUGGCUGCCCGCAACAUCCUGGUCAAUAGUAACCUGGUGUGUAAGGUGUCUGACUUCGGGCUCUCGCGGUUUCUGGAGGAAGACACAUCAGAUCCCACCUACACCAGCGCCCUGGGAGGGAAGAUCCCUAUCCGAUGGACCGCCCCGGAAGCCAUUCAGUACAGGAAGUUCACCUCCUCCAGUGAUGGGUGGAGCUACGGCAUCGUAAUGUGGGAGGUGAUGUCAUACGGAGAGAGGCCCUACUGGGACAUGAGUAAUCAAGAUGUGAUCAAUGCCAUAGAGCAGGACUACCGGUUGCCCCCGCCCAUGGACUGUCCUAGUGCCCUGCACCAGCUCAUGCUGGACUGCUGGCAGAAGGACCGCAACAACCGGCCCAAGUUCAGCCAGAUUGUCAACAACCUGGACAAGAUGAUCCGCAACCCCAACAGUCUGAAGGCCAUGACGCCGCUGUCAUCAAGUGUUCACCUACCUCUGCUAGACCGCAGCACGCCUGACUUCUCCAGCUUCAGCACCGUGGAUGAGUGGCUGGAUGCCAUCAGGAUGGGCCAGUACAAGGAGAACUUUGCCAAUGAGGAGUUCACCAGCUUCGAUGUUGUCUCCCAAAUGACCACAGAGGACAUCCUCCGAGUAGGAGUGACGCUAGCAGGCCACCAAAAGAAGAUCCUGAACAGUGUCCAGUCCAUGCGGGCCCAGAUGAACCAGAUCACCUCUGUGGAGGUCUGACCUCUGACAUCUAGACGGGGAGGACACCAGACUAUACUGGACCCCCAGCCUGGUCUCCCUGUCAGACUGUGACCCUCCACCCCCAUCAGACCCCUUUCUCUAGACCAUCCUCCCAUGAGUUCAGUCUGGUCAGUUUGCAGCCGUGCUCAGUCCACAAUCACCACCCCUCUCGUAUGUUAAGUCUGUCUCUAGUGCUGAGCCUACGACUGUGUCCGGACUGUGUCCGGUCUCCAACUGCAGCCUGUCUGUGUUGAGUGCACAGCUGCAGCCCCUCAAUCUGUUUGUAGUAGGAUACUGUUUACAGUCUAUUAGUUGGAUAGGAUUUCUACUAGUCCCCAGACUGAAACUCAACAACAAGACUGCCCUUUAAAAGGGCUAUUAAGAGAAGGUUGGGACCAGACUUCAUAGGACUUUACUCUCAUCUUUCACAGUGAGGUUCUGAGGGUAUCAGCAACUCCAACAAUAUGACCAGUACUCUGAACGCAGUGGAUGGAAAAAUGGCAGACUACAAUACAGUUCCACAGUUCCAUUUAUGGAUGUAAAAUGAAAUUACUCAUCUUCUGGAAGCAUCAGACUCAGCGUUCUUGUGAAUAAUUCUCUCUUUUGACAGUUAGAAAAUUGUGGCGAUUAUAUUUCUGUUUGCUACCUACAGUACCUACACUUCUAAUCUCUUGAAAAUCCGUUUUGAAAGUWAAAAAAAAACCUUUGAACAUACUACUUCCAACAGCCCAAAAUAACCAUAAUAUAAAUGUAAUGUACUGUGCAUGUCAUUGUCUGGUACAUAUCAGAUGCACUUGACUCUCUGUCUGCAGACUAUGCGCUGCACAACCCCGUGGUUGCUAGGGUUCUCAGUCGGGGUCUCAACUUACUGUGGAGAGUUAGAAAAGUAGAUUACACAAGGUGCAAUUUCGGAAUUUGGUUGUGCAUCMGCAAUUCCAAAAUUAUUGGGGUAUUAAAAAAA